AAUGAAUGCCCUGCAUGCAGGUAGAGGAGCAAGCAAAAAGACAAAGCAGAAGAGAACCAGAUGAGAAGAGUACAUUGGAAGCAAAGAGGAGGAUUUCAACAAGGCUUGACUGUCAUUGCCUCUUACAGUUGGAAUGCCAAGGGCAGUUCUGUGCCAAGCCACAAAAGGAAUGAAAGCCCAGAACUUUCCCUAGGACAGCAACUUCCAUACGAGCUAAAGGCAAGCAUAAAAUCUGCCCUAAGGUAGUAACUUAGGAACUUCCUGUUGGUUCACAUUUCAAACAGAUUGUAUUUAAUUUUCACCGUACCCCUCAGAGCUCAGAGUGGACAGCCAGCGAUCAGGUCAGGAGACCCAGGGACAGGGCACUUGGCUGAGAACUGAAGCAGCGACCCCCUGGUUUCUAAUGAGAACAGCCAGCCAUAAUGGAACCCAAACCUCAGAAGAGUCCAGGCAAACAAUUUACAUUUUAUUAUGAAAAUGAAGUCUGCAAACAAGAUUACUUUAUUAAAUCACCACCUCCUCAGCUUUUCUUCUCUGCUUCCUCUUGGAAAAAGCGGUUUUUCAUUCUUUCAAAGAGUGGGGAAAGGAGCCUGCGUCUUUCCUACUACAAAGACCAACAUCGUCGAGGGUCCAUUGAAAUUGACCGAAAUUCCAGUGUAGAAGUUGGCAUAAGUGGCCGUGAAAAAAUGCAGUCUGUACAUAAGAUGUUUAAAUGCCGCCCUGAUGAGGUGAUGUCCAUCCGAACCACUAACAGAGAAUACUUCCUCAUUGCUCAGGACAGGGAGAAGAUUAAAGACUGGGUCAGCUUCGUGUCAUCAUUCUGCCACCAUGGAGAGCCAGCACGCCACAAUCCAGAGCAGGAGAAAUUCAAACUGUGUGGUAAAAGGCCCUCCUCCGAACCCAGCCCUCUCCUUGGUCCUUCCAGCACAUCAGAGGCUAUCGGCCCCACCACACCAAGAAACAGUCUUCCAGACAUGCAUUUAAUGGAAAAAAAUUCUCCAGGACUCAGACAAGCCCAUUUACUACGUUAUUUCUCGUCAGAGACUACUGAAGAUACAGAAGAGAGUCAUUAUAUUAGUCCUCAAAGUAUUCUUUUAGAGUUGGAUACUUUUGUUGCUUCCAAUGAUUCUGGUGAAUCUGCUGAAGCUGAUAGUCCAGACCAGUUCUCCAAGACAACUGAGGAUCACUACAUGUCAAUGAAAUCCUGUUUUUUCAGAGAGACAUCCCACGAGACUGCUGAUAGCGAAAAGGAAUCCCAGGCCCUUCCAGAGAGCCAGAAUAGCGGGCUUCACUUGCAAGAACAAGAUUCACAAAGUGACUCUUGUCUUCCACCUGCCAAUAUGGAAGCACAGACCACGAAUGACAAAAAGCGGUCGGCCUCACUUACUGUUGUGCAAUUAUCUAUACUAAUCAAUAACAUCCCUGAUGAAGGCCAAGUGGAGAAAUUAGAUGUGUUCCUUUCUCCUUCCGACAUCAUCAAUUAUCUUACUCUCAUAGAAGCCGCAGGACAGAUAUGUGUGGCUCAGUGGCAAGGCCCCCUGCGCCUGGGAUGCUUAUUCUUUCACGGAGAUCAUCUUUUGGCCGUGAAUGACCUGAAGCCCCACGACCUGGACGAGGCCUCCUUGUUUCUCAGCCGGUCUGUCCAGAAGGAGAAAAUAAAACUCACCAUCGGCCGGAUCCCAAAUUCAGAGAAAUUCCAUGCUGUCGCCUGUACAUGCCCCUUAAAAGAUGAAGGUGUUGUACCUUUUCAAGUGGAUAGCUCUGGAUCAGGGAAGACACUGAAGAGGAGCCCAGCCAUUAGAAAGAAUCCGUGCAAAGGAAGUAGAGAGUAACAUGCCAGGACCCACUGCAGAGGAGCAAGGAUGGCCCUGGACUCUGCAGGGGCUCUGCUUCUCACCACUGUGUGUAGGAUGAGGCAAGUCAGCACAGAUCUCUGAUUUUCUGCAUCUACAUCUUAAUGGUGGGGAUAGCUCCCCUCUCUGGCUAUUGCAUCAGGGAUGUUGCGAGGGCCAAGGGUGGUAAUGACUAUGGAACACACACCUUAUUAUCUUUGACUUUGUCCCACACAGCACAGAGAUCGGGUAAGUCUGUCAUAUAAAAUGCACUGUGUUCUAUGAGGUCAUGCUCCACACAAUCCCUUCUUUGUCAGGGAACAUACAGUUGGAAAUAAAUGCUCAUUCCAGGAAGGCAAGUUUCCCGAGAGAUGCGAUAUCAUAUCAACCCUCCCAAACAACUCCUGCUCCUUGUCAUGCCCCUGGUCCAAAAUGCUGAGACAGAGCCGCCUCUUGGACUCAAUAAUUAUCUUAUUUUCUUAAGACCCAGUAACUAUUCUAGAAGUCGAAGCAGUUUUAGGUCAUAUACAGCAAAGAUCUGUUUUCUCUACAAGGAAUUAAGGCAACGACUUACCACUUCUAAGUUUGAAAGGUCUUAACUAACUGACGGUAAUUCAUUGAUCCUACAAGGCCAAAAACAUCAAAUCUUUUUCCAUAAACAGGAAAACAGAGGCAGAGAGAGAAAGGACUAAUCAUAUCUGGGAAUGGUAGAGCAUAAGGAGGCUUCAGAAAAUAUAUCUUACCAUGUUGUCAUCUUGUGCCAGAAGACAUCCAGGCCCCAUACGUUUAAUACAAACAAAACAGAAACAGACUCAUAAAUACAGAGAACAAACUGGUGGUUGCCAGAGAGGAGGGGGUGGGGGGACGGAGAAGGAGAUUAAAAGGUACAAACUUCCAGUUAUAAAAUAAGGAAGUCUCAGGGAUGAAAAGUGCAGGAUGGGGAAUAAAGUCAAUAAUACCGCAAUAACAUUGUAUCGUGAGUACACUUAACUGUGGUGAGCAGAGCAUAAUGUACAGGAUUGUUGAAUCACUCUGUUGUACACCUGAAACUAAUAGAACAUGGUAUGUCAAAAAGUAGCAACAGUAAUAAUAUACUUCCUCUGUGGUUCCCAGUUGCAUAGCCGUUUAGUGGCAGAACCAAGAAUCUAAAACCAGCUCUGAGAAACAGAUGUCCUGAUCCUCACUUUGUAUUUGGACUGAGGUUUGAAAAGACCUUCAGCAGAUAGAAGACACAUUCAAAUACAGAUCUGUUAUCCAGAUUGUCUAAAAAUUUUUACCUACUGUUUCUUUUUUUAAGCUGGAUUGAAAACUCUGCUUUCUCCCUGGUUUUAUUGAAAUGUAAUUGACAUAUGGCAUUGUAUCAGGUCAAAGUAUACAAUGUAAUGAUCUGAUGUGUGUAUAGUCACCUACUGUUUCUACUUCCGGAAAUCUGUCCUACAGAAAUACUCAACACACAGAUUGUUUUGUAAUGUUCACUGUAGCAUUGUGUAAUAAAAAAAAAAUUAUUCAGGGAUUGUUUAAUUAUGAGGACUUCAUGGGAUGGGAUGCUCUGCAGAUGUUAAAUGUUCAGUUAAAUGUGCAGUCACAGGAAGAUGUUUACAAUAUAGUGAGAAUGACAAAAGCAAGUUGUGGGGGGGCGCCUGGGUGGCUCAGUCGGUUAAGCUUCUGCCUUUCGGCUCAGGUCACAAUCUCAGGGUCCUGGGAUCGAGCCCCACAUCAGGUUCCUGGCUCAGCAGGGAGCCUGCUUCUCCCUCUCCCUCUGCCACUCCCCCUGCUUGUGCUCUCUCUCAAAUAAAUAAAUAAAAUCUUUAAAAGAAAAACGCAAGUUGCAGAACAGUGGGCAUGACAUUGUUAUAUUCUUACAAAAAUAAAUUAUUGGUAUUUACAUAUAUGUAUGUGUGUAUACAAAAUUUCCCCAACCCUAAUAAGAGAGAAAUGCCUACCUCAUCAGGUUGUCAUGAGGUUUAAAUGGGUGAUGAACGGACAGCAGCUAGUACGCUGCCUGGUUCAUAGUGAGCACUCAGUGCUGGUUAUGAAGCUGCCGCUUUGACAAUGCUGUUUUGUGCAGUAAGAAUCAUGAGAAGUAGGAGCAAGAAUGAGC
Molecule: messenger RNA, 3933 nt
Organism: Zalophus californianus (California sea lion)
Lineage: Eukaryota; Metazoa; Chordata; Mammalia; Carnivora; Otariidae
Gene: PLEKHS1
Product: pleckstrin homology domain containing S1
Exons: 14
Coding region: 423-1832 (469 amino acids)
Source: RefSeq, a predicted model, not a curated record